AUGGUUACGAAGAAAAGUGUCGAUAUAGAGAAGGAAAAUCUUGCAAAAAACAUGUUCUCCGGAUCCAGCAGCGGUGCCGCGGGUCUUGCGCCAAAGUCAUCCGGUACGGGUGGACCCAGCGGCGGGUCGUGCAAUGCGGUGGUAAGCUUUAGCCCCAGCACCAUGGCCAACAGCAGCCAUAUGGUGCAGCAGAUCCAGCCACACGGCCAGGAUGCGCCCAACAUUUUGGUGUACAAAAAGAUGGAGGCCAUUGUCGAGCGGAUGCAAACGGAGGGCACUGGCGUGUCGGUGCGCACGGUGAAGGCCUUUAUGAGCAAAGUUCCGUCGGUGUUCACGGGAGCGGACCUGAUCCAGUGGAUCAUGGCCAACCUGACAGUGGACGACAUCAGCGAGGCGCUGCACCUGGCGCACCUGCUGGCGUCCCACGGAUACCUCUUCCCGAUCGAUGACCACCAGCUGACGGUGCGGAACGACGGCACGUUCUACCGCUUCCAGACGCCGUACUUCUGGCCGUCCAACUUCUGGGAACCGGAAAACACCGACUACGCCAUCUAUCUGUGCAAGCGCACGAUGCAGAACAAGACGCGGCUCGAGCUGGCUGACUACGAGGCGGAAAACCUGGCCAAGCUGCAGAAGAUGUUCUCACGCAAGUGGGAGUUCAUCUUCAUGCAGGCGGAAGCGCAAAGCAAGGUGGACAAGAAGCGCGACAAGCUCGAGCGCAAGGUGCUGGACUCGCAGGAGCGCGCCUUUUGGGACGUACACCGUCCGAUGCCGGGCUGCGUCAACACGACCGAGAUGGACAUCAAGAAGGCGUACCGGAAAGGCGCCUCGUCGCUGGGGUCCGGGUCGGCUGGUACGGCGGCCAACAGCAACCCGGCGGAAACGAUGGCCAAAACAAUCACCCUGCUGAAGCAGAAGCUCGACCGACGCACGAUCAAAGUUUCGAAGGUCGCCGAAUCGUACAUGUCGUACUACGAGCAGUACAGCGAGUUUGAUUACUUUUUUUCGGCUCCGGACCAUCCCAACCCUUGGCAAACGGAUAAUGCUGAAUUUUGGGACGCCGAAAAGUUGGGGAAGGACAUUCCGAUGAAACGAGUCAAACGGUGGGGCUUUAGCUUGCGGGAACUGCUGAACGACCCGAUUGGACGCGAACAGUUCACCAAGUUUCUGGAUAAAGAAUUUAGUGGCGAGAAUUUGAAGUUCUGGGAAGCGAUACAGGACAUGAAGGCUUUACCGCAGUCUCAGAUCAAGGAAGCGGCUCAGGCUAUCUGGAACGAGUACCUCGCGCCGGAUGCCGCCUGCCCGGUAAACGUCGAUUCCAAGUCGCUCGAGCUGGCCCGUGAGGUGGUCAAAGAGGGCGCAGCUCAGCCGACCCGAUGGUGCUUCGAUGUUGCGGCCGAUCACGUGUUUUAUCUGAUGAAGAGCGACUCAUACUCGCGCUUUCUGCGUUCCGAUAUGUACAAAGACUGUCUGAACGGCUCGAAGAAGAAGACAUCCGUCAAAGGACUUCGAAUAUUUUCCGGAAGAAAAGAUACGCCUGUGAUAAAUUAA
This is a messenger RNA of Anopheles nili, 1551 nucleotides long. RefSeq names its product regulator of G-protein signaling 7-like. Gene Ontology annotation, biological process: regulation of G protein-coupled receptor signaling pathway; G protein-coupled receptor signaling pathway; intracellular signal transduction. The coding region runs from base 1 to 1551 and encodes 516 amino acids. The record is from RefSeq and is a predicted model, not a curated record. The transcript has 5 exons. Lineage: Eukaryota; Metazoa; Arthropoda; Insecta; Diptera; Culicidae.